This is a messenger RNA of Cyclopterus lumpus (lumpfish), 2919 nucleotides long. It is a transcript of the gene pdx1, whose product is annotated as pancreatic and duodenal homeobox 1. Gene Ontology annotation, cellular component: nucleus. The transcript has 2 exons. Gene Ontology annotation, biological process: type B pancreatic cell differentiation; regulation of transcription by RNA polymerase II. The record is from RefSeq and is a predicted model, not a curated record. Gene Ontology annotation, molecular function: DNA-binding transcription factor activity, RNA polymerase II-specific; RNA polymerase II cis-regulatory region sequence-specific DNA binding. The coding region runs from base 1635 to 2429 and encodes 264 amino acids. NCBI's taxonomy places the organism in Eukaryota, Metazoa, Chordata, Actinopteri, Perciformes, Cyclopteridae.
CUAUCAGAAACAAAUUUGUUUGUCAAAGGAGAAAAAGAAAUCUUGUUUUCCUGACACUCCUACGUGUGUCCUCAUGUACAACAUGGUCUCCAGUAAUGGAUUAAUAGCAAUAAGUCUAUAAUAACAAUAACUUACAGUGAUUAAACUCGCAUACAAAUUUCCACAGGGUUUAGUUGGGUCACCAGGGUUUUAGGACGACAGAUGGAAAUGUGCUCAAGCGCUCUCAUCCAUUUGGCCUGUCUCCAUGUGUGUAAGGAUACACUCUUUUAUUGUUCCACACCCCUAGCAUUUUAUAAAUGUGGCAAUUAUCAUUCUCUUUGGUCAUGAUUACCACUAGAUCUAUUAUAUACUAACUUUAAAAUGCAUUACUCCUCGCUGAAGCCAUUAUGCCAAAUUCUGUAUCUGGAAAGUCAGCUAAAUGCGUUUAACUAUCAUGCUUCAUAAAUCACGUUGUCCAUCUCCACUGUAGUGGAGCGUAGCUUGGGUUAACUGUUUCCUUCCUCUUUAAAAGAACGAUCAAAUAUAAACACCAUUAAGCCAUAGUGCAGGCGCUGAUUUCUAUAGAAUUGGUUUACUUGAACUUUAUUGCAUCGCUGAGUGCCCCAUUAAGAUACUGUGGAAAGUGCCAUAAUUGCUUUUGAAGAACUCUGUGCAAAUGGACUAUUGAUGCACCCAGUCGGGGUAAAAGUCGUCCUGUAGGCCUACAAUCAAUUUACAUGAAAAAUAGCUAAAUCACUCUGAUCAUGUGGCAAAGGCCCAAAACGUUGCAUAAACGUGCAGGUGAUCGCGUAUAGACUUUUGGAGACGCGCUUCACGCGCACGCCGGUUAAUUGAGUUCUGUUGCUCACUCCAGCCUUAAUUGGUUAACCACGAGAGCUGUUGUUUAAUGGGGCGAGCACACACCUGCUGAAGCCUAAUGGCCAGCAAACACGGCGAGAGUGCAGCGACUCCGUGUGCGGGGACCGUGGGCCGCUAAAUGGUGUUAAAUGAUGCAUUUACAGAAGUGUAAUGGGUACAUUUUAAAAGUCAGAAAAGUGUAGACAUGAAGAAGAAAAAAAGCUUGUGGAAACGGACUAUGUUUAUUGAGCUUUUCAUCCGAGUUUCCAAGACAACUGUCUCUCCAUGCAGGUCUCUUAUCUUGCAGGUCAACCAAUGUUUGCGCCCAUACGUAUCGAUUCAUCCGCGGAGUGCAGACCAGAGAUGCAUCCAUAUACAUUGGUCGAUGACAUAUUGCGUGAGGACAAUCCUACACUACCUGUACAAGAGAAAACAAGUUUCUGCUGUGCGCGCAAGAACUUUAUAAUUUUUUCUUGAGGCUGGGUUUUCGGAGAGUCAACUGCUGCCUGUUGCUGCUGCGGGGGCAGACAGGUGUGCGCCAGGUAAACGUUGCGCUAUUUACAGAGUAGCAUUGAUUUACGCGCUGACGGCCGUUCUGUUCACUUUACCGAACAAUCCCACAAGCUGCAGAAUAUCCUGGAAACUGACGGCUGUAGGUCUGCAAACAGUGAAGCCAAUGGCUUUGGUGCUGUAGAGUCACAUGGUGGCAGAGUGACACACCUGUGUGAAGCCGCGUGGGCCUGGCAGUUGCGCCAGAGACAGGUAUAGAGCAGUAGGUUUACCCCGAGGAAAGGCGCAUGCAGGUACGGUACAUGUGCGGGUCCUCGGAAGCCAUGAAUCGGGAAGAUCAUUAUUAUCCUUCUCAGGUUUUUAAAGACUCCUGUGCCUACCAGAGAUCACAGGGGGACGACUACAGCCACAGCCCGCCGCCCUGCCUCUACAUGAGCAGGCAGGUCCACGCUGUCUACACACCGUCAGCCAUGGGAGCCUUGGAGCAGGCCAGCCUUCCUGACAUUGCCCCCUCUUACAGUCUACCCAUGCGGGAGGAUCCAGGUGUGCCUCAGCUCCACCAUCCCCAGGGGCUCCAGCAGCAGCCUCUCCCACCUGCUGCAGGCUAUGGAGACACGGGGGAACAAGGCAGAUAUCACCUCCCUUUCCCCUGGAUGAAAACCACAAAAUCUCACUCGCACACCUGGAAGGGACAGUGGUCAGGACCAUACGUGAUGGCGGAGUCUGAGGAAAACAAACGCACGAGGACCGCGUACACGCGCGCCCAGCUGCUUGAGCUGGAGAAGGAGUUCCUGUUCAACCGCUACAUCUCGAGGCCGCGCCGCGUGGAGCUGGCGCUGACCCUGAGCCUCACGGAGCGCCACAUCAAGAUCUGGUUCCAGAACCGGCGCAUGAAGUGGAAGAAGGAGGAAGACCGAAGGAAGGUGAGGGGGUCCGACCCGGAUCAGGACUCAUCUAUCACCUCUGGAGACCAGGGGGAGGCCGCGGGAGGGGUCACCUCUACGAACGGACCUCACACCACUUCACCCCCCGUUUCCCCGCUGCACUCCCUCUCCGCACCUGCGACCGGAGAGCCCGCAUAGACCCGCAGCAGGUUCAGACUCUUGGUGCAGGGAUCUUUUUUUUUGGAAAACCAAAUAGCAAGAGACGUACAAUCCGCAUUUAAGGAAGUCCUAUUUGAGUGGAAUCAUAUAAGAAUAAUGAUAGGGUCAGAAAGGAGAAACUAUUCUCUUAUAGUUAUUUACAUAAAGUGCUCAUUUUCCAGGGACCCCCUUGAACCUUCUCACGGACCACCUUUGCCUUAUUAUUGGAUACCACUGCCUGUCUGGGCUGAAGGAACACAUCUUCAUUCCACAUCGUGCAUGCUUGGAGUUUUUUGGUUACCAUGAUGGCAUGCUGAGACAACCUUAUCAUGCAAGGACCAACUACUUAUCCCCCUUAUAAAGAAGCGACAUGGAUUCAGUUGCACAAACUGAAGCAUGGUCUGAUCAUGUAUUACAGUGAGUGCAUUGCUUUUCACCUCAGACAUGUGAGUAGUACAAUCGUGUUUAUGGAUGUCUAUAUGUGUAUAGG